AUGCAGCACCAGGGAAAAAUUGGAGUUAAAUUUAAUGUUGGAACUGAUGACAUCGCUAUUGAAGAGAUGAAUGCAAUCAUUAAUGAUGGAAAAUACCAUGUAGUACGCUUCACAAGGAGUGGUGGCAAUGCCACAUUACAGGUGGACAACUGGCCCGUUAUCGAACGUUACCCAGCAGGAAACAAUGAUAACGAGCGCCUGGCGAUUGCUAGACAGCGAAUUCCAUAUCGACUUGGUCGAGUAGUUGAUGAAUGGCUACUCGACAAAGGGCGUCAGCUCACAAUCUUCAAUAGCCAAGCAACCAUAAAAAUUGGAGGCAAGGAACGUGGCCACCCUUUCCAAGGCCAGCUCUCUGGUCUUUACUACAAUGGCUUGAAAGUUCUGAAUAUGGCAGCAGAAAAUGAUGCCAACAUCGUGAUAGAAGGAAAUGUGAGACUUGUUGGUGAAGUGCCUUCCUCUAUGACAACUGAGUCCACAGCCACAGCGAUGCAGUCUGAGAUGUCCACGUCAGUCAUGGAAACAACCACCACUUUGGCCACGAGCACUGCUAGAAGAGGAAAGGCCCCGACAAAAGAACCUAUUGGUCAG
Molecule: messenger RNA, 588 nt
Organism: Acanthisitta chloris (rifleman)
Lineage: Eukaryota; Metazoa; Chordata; Aves; Passeriformes; Acanthisittidae
Product: neurexin-1-beta
Exons: 3
Source: RefSeq, a predicted model, not a curated record